AUGGCAUUUAAAGGGUUUGUCUUGUGUCUAGCUAUGGUCCUAGUAGCGGCGAACAUGAUGACUCAAAAUGCAGCUCAAUCAGGUUGUACUACAACACUCACUAGCCUGAGUCCUUGUCUAAACUACAUAAUGGGGAGUUCUUCAACCCCAUCAACUUCAUGUUGCUCACAGCUUUCAACUGUUGUCCAAUCUUCUCCACAGUGUCUAUGCUCUUUGUUUAAUGGCGGUGGUUCAUCUUUUGGAAUCACCAUAAAUCAAACUCUUGCUUUGUCUCUUCCGGUUGCUUGUAAAGUUCAAACUCCACCUGUUAGCCAGUGCAAAGGACAAACAUCUCCUUCAAGUUCAACUUCUCCGGUGGCUUCUCCUGUUGGUUCUCCAACUGAUUCUUCAACUGAAUCACCUGAAGGUUCAAUAACACCUUCUGCUUCAGACUUUCCUUCAGGUGGAGGAUCAAAAAGUGUGCCAUCAACAGAAGGUGGCUCAUCUGAUGGAAGCACUAUUAAAGUCUCGUUCAACUUUGUUCUUUCUCUUGUUACCAUUGUGUUUUGUGUCGUCACCAAGUUCUGA
Lathyrus sativus (Indian pea) is the source of this 567-nucleotide messenger RNA. NCBI's taxonomy places the organism in Eukaryota, Viridiplantae, Streptophyta, Magnoliopsida, Fabales, Fabaceae. The record is from the annotation of a GenBank genome assembly.